Paraphaeosphaeria sporulosa is the source of this 3417-nucleotide messenger RNA. RefSeq lists its product as uncharacterized. NCBI's taxonomy places the organism in Eukaryota, Fungi, Ascomycota, Dothideomycetes, Pleosporales, Didymosphaeriaceae. Gene Ontology annotation, molecular function: serine-type endopeptidase activity. Gene Ontology annotation, biological process: proteolysis. The record is from RefSeq and is a predicted model, not a curated record. Gene Ontology annotation, cellular component: extracellular matrix. The coding region runs from base 1 to 3417 and encodes 1138 amino acids. The transcript is spliced from 5 exons.
AUGUCAUCAAAAUCUCAGUCCACGGAGGGUGAAGGAAGUGCAACCGUUUCAGCGUCCCAGAGCUCUCUUAGUGGAGGCUCUACAGCGCCUCCGAGUUCGGAGAUAGCCACAAGUGAGAAGCAGUCGACAUCAACAAAGCAGAGCUCGGGCUCAAACAACCCCACGGCCGCUCCUUCCGUGAAAUCCUCAUCUGAGUCCAGCCACGCCUCAUCAAGUCAGCCGCAUACCGAGAAUGAAUCUACAACUUCAGCCGAUGCACUGACGGAGACGCAAUAUAUUAUCAGUACUGUUACCGCUUCCGAUUCCUCGGGUCUUGUGACCUUCACCACGACGGUAGAGGCUGCGUCUUCCUCGCGCGGAUCCGGAGAAACUACACCAGUAGAACCUUCUCAUUCAGACACUCCUUCUUCAACGCAAGGAUCACCGAUCUAUUCUCCGUUCCCGAGCGCCUUUAUUUUCGACGCAGUCAUCGCUGGUCAAUCAUACCACCUACCAUCUUCUGAUGGGCCACCCACGGUAAUCAUCUUGCAUGACGGUAAGACCGCAGAGCUUUCUCACGAUAAAAUCACGAUCGAGGGGGAGUCUGUCCCCGUUUCUCAAUUGUCGGAAGAUACCAAGAUCGCUGGUGUAAGUGUCCAAAAGAAACCAGGAGAAGCAGACGAGCCCCAGGAAGAAGAAGGUGGAGGUGGUGGCGGCGGUGGUGGCAUCGGCGGCCUCAUCGGAGGUCUUGUUGGUGGUGCCAAAAAGGCUGUCGAUGGCGUGAAGGAGGCGGGUGAAAGCGCCCUUGGGGUACCCGCUGCUGCGGCGGCGGGUGCCAGUACAGCUACUUUUGCAGGCAUAGCCGGCAAACUUUCAACAGCUGGCAACGGUGUCAACGCGCUUGUAUCUGGGCUGAACGGUAUCCAGAAAGCCAUGCCUGUGGACAAGCUCACGCAGGCUGGCCUGGGCGCGGCAAUGGAUGCGCAGAAUCUUGGUCGGCAAGCAUCGAACUGGCUCAGCUCGACCAGCGGCCUGGUCAAAGACUUUCCGAAUCUUCCGAAAAAGGUCCAGGAUCAAGUUUCUGACGAUAUCAAGAAGUUCGCGGGAGAAGGGGGACAGCUUGGGAAAGCUCAAGCUGCGCUGGAAGCCUUUAAAGACUUUCCUUGGGAAAGCGAGCUUCCGCAGACACAGCUCCCUUCGGCAACUCAGAAUCCCACGGCUUCGGCGACGAAUCGACCCAGCGGGACAAGCAUGCCAACCGAUACAGCUUCGCGUUCCAUCUCACAGGACCAGUCAACUACACAUUCGAGCUGGGAGUCAACUCAAAGCUUCACCUCUGCUUCGACUACAAGUGCACAGAAUACUACAUCUCUGCAGAGCACUCAGUUCACAAGCACUACUUCGGCAUCGAACACCACUUCCGCAACGUCAUCAACAUCGAGUGCCGAGCCUUCACCUACAGAGACCACACAGUAUUACAUCCGGACGAAGGAAGGAACAUCGCUGGAAACAUUCAAAAAGUUCAUAAAAGAGCUCGAUAAUGCUGCCGGGAGAUCGAUUACAUAUGACCCGAAGCUGAUUCCGCACCAAGGGUAUAUGACAAGAUUGACUUCCACUCAAGCGGAGGGACUCGAGUCAAAACAUAAAUUCAUCCUCAGCGCCGUCCCGAUCGUUUUCAAGCUAGAAGACCUCGAGAUUAGCAAAAAAGAAGAAUUUCGCGCUCUUCCCCAGCAGCGUAACGACACAGAUCUCAAUCUACUUGAUGCUCUGUUGUCUGAGGAACCUGGCGAAUUCUUUGGCCACUCGCAAAAAGUUACUAGGGAUUUCGAGGAACCAGACAACAAUGCACCCUACUGGAAGAAGAUGUUAUCAGCCCCUCCACGUACCGAGCUUGAGCAUGACGACCCACCGUAUAAGAGAGAUAAAGCAGAGGGGAAGGGCGCGACGGUGUACAUUAUCGACGAUGGUUUCGAUACGGACCAACCAGAGCUCCAAUCUACCGCAGAUCGGCAAGUCUGGUCUCACUUGGUCCCGAAUGAUUUUACGUUCCCUGAAAACUUUCUGGAGACCAUGAAGAGGGUCCACAAUGAUGUGAGCUUGAAGGAAGAUGUCAAGCUCGGUCAUCAUGGUACAAAGAUGGCGAUUGUGACAGCCGGAAAGACGCUUGGCAUCUCACCGAAGGCAAAUCUCGUCUUGUUUAAAGCAAAAGGAUCUUGGGUGCCUAGUACAGGCGCUAAGUUCCAGACCGUGAGCUACCAAUAUCAAGCUCUUGACUAUGCGUUAGAUAACAUUCGAGCUAUGAUUAUGCGGAAGCGUAUUGACGACGCUGAGAGACCCGUAGACCAACAUGAGAGAUCCGUGGUACAAAUGUCCUGGGGACUUGAAUUCGGCAACAACAGGCAAGCAGAAUCCAUGGUACCAUUGUUCGACGAAUUCUUUCAGUGGUGUCAGAGCAUGAACGUCCCAGUCGUGCUUGCGGCGGGAAACAGUAACAGAUCCCCCUUGGAUAAGAAAACGCCCCAGUCCAGUGGUACUACUACAAAUACAGUAAUCACCGUUGGUGGGGUUACGAAACGUGGAAGUUUGUGGCGAGAUACUUCUCCUGCUUAUAAUGGUGCCGCUGGAUCCAUGACGGUCUUCGCACCUGCUGUUGACAUCGUGGUGCCUGGAGAUGCUUCGAUACAAGAUAUGGGAACCAGCCAAGCAGCAGCCAUUGUGGGCGGCCUCGCAGCCUACCUCUAUAGCGUUGUUCCGGAACUGAAAUCAGGCGAGAACACGGAUAUGAAAAACUUCAUCGUCCAGCAUGCAUGGGUUCGAGCACAUCCUGAACCACCUGUGGUAUUCGGGGAUUUCGCCAGAGACGGAUGGCCGCCCCGGCUCAAUGUUGUGUACAAUCUUGCAGCUGGGGAUCCUCUUCAUCAGAACAAUCCAUGCGCGCCUGGUCACAUCGGAAAGCGGGACAACAGCUCGGCAUCCGCGUGUUCAGCGUCGUAUGCAUCGCAGAGCUCUACUCCCGCCUCAUCCAUCAACUCCGCUUCUUCGAAGACAAUUAAGAAGUCAACUUCGCAUCCUACCAUCACAACGCCCGCUACAAGCGCAAGCCACAGCAAGAACAGCGCCUCCUCGACCUCUGACAGCGAUUUCGAAUACUCCACCACAACAGGAACAUGGUCCGGCAAGUAUUACACCACUGAAACCAAAGUCAUCGUCUCAACGGUUCACGUAACGGACAUCAUGACCGUUGCUCCGCCCCCAGACACCACUGAGGCUCCGCCGCCACCUCCCCCACCGCCAUCAUCAGAAGCCCCACCUCCGGCCGAAACUUCUCACAGGGAAAAGCCGGACUCCCUACCGUUCUGUUGCAAAAGGGAUGGAAACGGCGACUUGAUUGUGGGCCAUUUGCAGCCUAGGUGUUGUCGUAGAGCUGUUGGCAUUUAG